AUGUCGGACCUGCGAAGCUUAAGUCCAUCCGUCACAUCAGAACUCUCCACCUCCGAACUUCAAGUAUCCCUGAAUCAUACUUUACAGGGCUACCAGCCUUUGAGUUCAACAGACGACACACCUUUUUUUCUCCAGAUUGUUUUCAAGUACCUGCCCGCAGACGGACAGCGUAACCUGAUCGAAGACUUAUCUGGAUGUCAAGAUGACCAGGAGGUUAGACAACUUGCCGAGAGCAUAGACACAGGUCUUCUCCGCCCUAUGUUGUCUACCGGUGGUAAAACACCGGCAGUCACUCCCUCAUCUCGUCUCGGUCUUGAGGACUCGAUCGAAUACUUGAACACCUUCGAUGUAGAAUCCGUGACACGAGUUGACCAGCAGCGACUCCGCCAGGAGUGCUUAGCCCGCGAUGGCUAUAAAUGUGCGAUAACAGGAACCUGGGAUAUGGAUACCACCCCACAUCCCCCCGGGCGGCCUGUACACAAAUUGCAAGCAGUUCACAUUAUUCCCUUCUGCCUUGGAAAUUUUCGCACCGACGACGAGCGAGGUAAAAUGUCGGCAGUAUGGACUAAUAUCUUUCGAUGGUUUCCAAAUUUACGGUCCCGUCUCAAUAUGUUAUUAGGUGAUGUUAAUCGCGAAGAUAACAUCCUAAUGAUGGCUUCUGUUUUUCAUGAAGACUUCGGAAUGUUCCAUUUCAUUCUUGAGCCAACAACAGUACCAAACCGGUAUCGAUUGAAGAAAUUCCCGAGACGCUCAUGCCUUGUGAAUUAUCCGACGGCAACUUUCAUCACCCUUACAAACAAUGAUACCCGUUUCAGAGAUCCAAACCCAGAGUUUUUAGCUGUCCAUGCAGCUAUCGGUAACAUUCUCCAUGCUAGUGGCCCUGCUGAACUGAUCGAGAAGCUCCUACGAGAUUUCGAUGGCGCUGAUCCCUUCCUAGCGAAAGAUGGAAGCACCGAUAUCAGCAGCCUGCUUUCCGUGAGUUGUCUGUCGCUUUUGAGUUCCCGCGGCAAUACAAUUCAAAAUGACGAAAUCACCAAGGCCAAGCGAAGACCUGUUCAAGCUGAACUGCAAGGAACGGAAAAUCAGAAGCCCAGGUCGAAUGACUCGGGCCAUUUGCCACGAUGA
Molecule: messenger RNA, 1125 nt
Organism: Penicillium psychrosexuale
Lineage: Eukaryota; Fungi; Ascomycota; Eurotiomycetes; Eurotiales; Aspergillaceae
Product: HNH endonuclease signature motif containing protein
Exons: 1
Coding region: 1-1125 (374 amino acids)
Source: RefSeq, a predicted model, not a curated record